Cladophialophora immunda is the source of this 1313-nucleotide messenger RNA. RefSeq lists its product as uncharacterized. The transcript is spliced from 2 exons. Lineage: Eukaryota; Fungi; Ascomycota; Eurotiomycetes; Chaetothyriales; Herpotrichiellaceae. The record is from RefSeq and is a predicted model, not a curated record. Bases 171 to 713 code for a protein of 180 amino acids.
CACCAAUAAAGUGGUUCGAGCUGCGGACCGGCACAGUCGACAGCUAUAAGAACUUCCAUUCAUUUGAAAAACCAACCUCUUUCUAAAAGCGUGUUGUGGUGGUCCGGGAUUUCCGAAGGCAGGAUUGAGAGGAAACAGUUCUACCAUAAAAGCAGUAAAGACAAAGAACAAUGUCUGUCGAUGCAUUUGCAGCUCUCCGGAGAACCCAAGGAGAGGAACUUGGGAGGCUGGCAGAGGAGCAUUUCAAACAUGAUCUACGAGAAGAAGACCGCGACUUACUGCGUUCCGCCGCAUCCAAAGCUUCCACACACGCCUUCAUCGGCUCCCUUGCGGGUAUUGCGUUAGGGAGCUUCCUUGCCUUCCGACUACGAGCAAACCGCAAUGCUAUGUAUCAAGCCUUCCGUGCCGCCGAGAAGCCCACACACGUUCGAUUCGCAAGCGGCCGUGAGGAGGCAAUCCCGGACAUCACCCCUUUGCUCCAGCCCACACCGUUAGGAGACGUCAUGACGUACACCUUCUUUGGUAUUGCGGGCCUAUUUUUGGGUGGUGAGACCGGCUUGCUCACUGGAACAUGGUCAGCGAGGAGGACCAUUGCCCAAGACCCGGAUCGGCGGGAAAGAAUCGAGAAGGCGUUUCGGUCGUUCAGGGCAGAUGUGCUGAGAAAACAACUUCAAGAGCUGGAGGCAGGGAAGGAGGAGAGCAUUUGGUCGUAAAACAGAGCGUCGGCGACCUUGUUAGAAGGGCUUUGGGUCGGAAAAGCAGGUAAUGUCGAGCAUUAAUGGGACCAAGAUACACUUUCACAAAUGGACAAACACGACCUUCACAACUGGAUCUGAGCUCUACUUGCCUUCCCGGGAAUACGGUAAUCAGCUGAUUCUUACCUGCGACUGACGGCGAUUGGACUAAAUCGCGCUGAUAUACUCACAGGAAAGAAACUAUCUAGGUCCCUUCCCGACGACAGGUAUUCUUCACUGGGACUGAGCGCUCGUGAUUGUGUGGAAUGGAGCCAGGACGACAAUGGCAGCCCUGUUUGAGUGUUUCACUCAGAGUCUUUACCGCGGACGCUCUGAGUGUCAUUCCUCCCAACCCUUUGUCACCUGCUUGACGGUUCCCAGCGCAAACGCAGUGUCAUGAGCAAACCACAAUAGUAUCACGCUCAUACUUUCGCCUUCUCUAUAUUCACCACUCUAUGUUACUAGGGAGAGACGUAGAUAUAUAUUUUGCCACAGUAGCAUGCCCUCGAUCUUCUUGAUCUCCGCCGAAUAUCCAUCGCCUUGCAAGUUCGAACUAUCCCCGCCCGACAUUCCACAAUA